Pecten maximus is the source of this 2074-nucleotide messenger RNA. RefSeq lists its product as uncharacterized. The coding region runs from base 507 to 1919 and encodes 470 amino acids. Gene Ontology annotation, molecular function: protein binding. The transcript has 7 exons. Lineage: Eukaryota; Metazoa; Mollusca; Bivalvia; Pectinida; Pectinidae. The record is from RefSeq and is a predicted model, not a curated record.
GUAUGAAUAUUGUUACUAAAACAGUGUUUUACACUAUGUCUACCAGCUGAAUUAAUUUGAUUAUUAAGUGGUCGCAGGUUUGGCAAUGACCAGCCAUACUUGGCAGACCUGUUUCAGUUAUAGUCCAGACAUCCACCGGAAAGGAAGCAGUCUCCAUGACUCCGUAUCUUGCUAACCGACCUAUAAUGUAACAUAAUAGCCGUAAACAUUACUAUGAUUCAGAGGAGCAUCCUGCAGUGGGGUUGCUGGGAUUUUCUUUAUAAAAAGUAAUAGUGAGAUUAAUAUACAGUACCAUUUCUUUAUUCCCUUUUCUUUGAUAUUUCACAGAAACCAGCAAUAAUAUUCCAGUCAUACCGGCUAAUUGAUCCACCCAUGGCGGCGACUCCAAUAAGAAAUGGCGGGUGUAUUUAUAACUAUUCCUUGGAUUAUCGGACAUUGUGAACAAAGUGCGGAAUUACAUUACGGAUGGAUUAUUCACAUUUACAGACGCAGCAGGUGUCCUAUCGAUGACGAGUACCAAGUCGAUGACGGCAUUAUCAAAAGUCAAUCUGCCUAUCUAUGUCAACGACAGUGUCAUAGUAGAGCUUACGGAGGAAAUAUUGGAGGAGAGAUCGGACAAGUUCUUACACUGUGCUGUAGACGUUAUCACCGAUCCCUCACGGCGUCUCAUCCUCCACUUUCUCUCUAUAGACAUAUCUAAGGACAACCUGACUCCCGACAGGCUACAUAUAUACGACUUCCGGUCGGGUGGCGGGGUGAAGCAAGUGACACCUGUGAUGGGCCUUUUCGGUGUUUACGACUCCUAUUUCAAGGACACCAGCCCGGGGGUGAUGGACUACAAGUCCUCCCUCAACAAACUCCGCCUGGACUACAUGGGCAAGCCCAACCUUAUCUACAGCGGUUUCCGGAUACUCAUUACGUCAUUUACAGACAUACGUAACGAUGAUUGUGAUCGUUUACACCACCUGUGUGGGAGGACCAAGAUCUGUGUACCCCUCUCGGUGAUGUGUGAUACGGAGUACAACUGUGGUGACGGCGAUCUUUCUGACGAAAAUACCUGCCACUUGUUGGUAGACACCGACUGGAAAGGGGCAGAAGCUACCAUUACGGCUGUAGUAGCCGCCGGUGUGGCCAUUACUGUCUUCCUCCUUGUCAUCGCUGUUGUCUUCUGUUUCCUAAAAAAAUACAACAGAAGGAGUUAUAUUCGACAGCAGAGUGUCCAAAUGUUCGCCAAACGGAAAGCCAAUGGGGAGUGGGCAAUUGGAAAUAAUAUAGACACUUUGGGCGUAACUGAACUUUAUGCCCCGCCCACUUAUGAGGAUGUUGUUAGAAAGGAGGUCAACGAUGAACCUCCUCCUGCAUACGAUGUCGUGUCCACUCUUCCCCAAACAAACCAUCAAGGGUCACCAUAUUCCAUCCGGUCAAUGAAUAGGGUGACUGUUGUGUGUAUCGAACGUCCAUGUGAUAAUGACAAUAUAGAAAAUCUAGAGGAGUGCCAAACAGAAAUAGUAUGUGUACCUGUUCCCGAUCAGGAUAGAACAGACGAUUAUCACAAUGUCAUUUCUUGCCAACAGGAAAAUUGUACUCCUGACGACGAGCCAUUGAUAGGUAUCGCCGACAUGAGCGUUUCAAAAUCCGAUAAAUCCGACGAUUGUUCUCAGUCAAGUUCUUCCGGUCAGGAGGAUUCUGGGACCUACGCAGAAGAGAGUUCCCAGGAGAGUGGAAGCAGCAAUAUGGAUGAGGACUUGAUAUCUGUUACAUCGGAUUUUCAGGUAACAGAUGGAAAAAGUAACUUGGAUAACACUACUUGUAAUUCAGGGGAGAAAACUCCUGACUACUCCAAUCGGAUAUGUCUGAUGAACUGUGAUGAUAUUGAAUACGUGGACACAGUGGAUGAUUUGAAUGGGAAUGGUGUGUAACGAAUGUCGUGUAUACAAUACAGGAAGAUCCUCUCAUGUAGGAAACACCUGAUAUAAAACUUUCCCAAAAGAGAACAAGGGUAAUAGUAUAUUCUUGAAGAAUUUUAAAAGAUUAUGUAUGAGAGGGUCAUAGAGCUCGGAAGCAAUGAUCCUAC